AUGUAUAAAAAUGCCCAGUUCAAGCCGCCCCGUCUUAUCCGGAAAACGCCGCCGGAGGAAAGUCUCUUUGUCCGGGAUUCAGAGCGCCCGGCCCGCCGUUUGGGGAGUACGCGUCGCCUAGAAACCAGAUCCAAAGACACCGAAAACAAAGAGACGCAAGAGCACAGAGAAAGAAUAGAGAGCGGGAAUGCCCAAAUAGACAAUAGCGGCGAUACAGAUACCAAUGAAGUGAAAAAGACUCCCAUCUCAGAACCAGGACUUGCCGAUCCUCCAACUCAACUACCUUCCAGUACCGUCAAGAGACGCGUAUUGAACAACGCCAAUGGAUCCAGUCCUGAUCCACUACAUACAAGGAUCCACAUCCACAAUCCGCUUCUGCAUCAACAAGACUCCGAAUUGCCAGGCUCCGCUAAAAGAGCCAAAAUGUCUCCCCGGUAUUACACGGUGCAAUGGCGGAAACGCUCGAAUCGCAAACAUAAGCCAUGGGAAGGUGACGGCGUUAUGGUUGUUUCUGACAGUGGGUCGGUUUUGAAGAUAGAGAAUAAAGGCACGUACCGCAUCGUGGGCCGCUCCAAAAGUACCGACACAGACGGCAUUUUGCGUUUCGGCACUUACGAGGCUGAGGUGGACUGUGAAACCUCAAAGGAAGAGCUCGUCCAGCAAAAGGACGAAAAACCGGCUCUAGUGUCGCUGCCUCUUCGAGAUUCUGCUCCUAUGAAGAAACAUAUUCCACGCAUAGCAGGCCCAAUAUCUGCUCCAUCUCCUACACCUAAAGUAGAUGCGGUUGUUGAAUCAGCAGCGCCAUCCCUAGUUCUUCCAGCUCCGAAAAUCCCCAAUGCUAAUGACGUUUCUGUUGAUCCACUCUUGACUAAACAUCUAAAACCGCACCAGAGAGACGGCGUGUCAUUUGUCUACUCUUGCCUUUUGGGCAUCCACCAGCCGAAUUACUUUGGAGCGCUCUUGGCUGAUGAAAUGGGUCUCGGGAAAACAUUGAUGACCAUCACUGUCAUCUGGACUUUGCUCAAACAGAGUCCUUUCCCCGGCCAGAAAAAAGUGGCUUCCAAAGUUCUCAUUUGCUGCCCCGUGUCUCUUAUCGACAAUUGGCGCCGUGAAUUCACCAAAUGGCUUGGAACUUAUCGCAUCGGUGUUCUUUGUUUGAACAACAAGCAAGUGUCUCCAGCAAAGGAUAAAGACGAUAUAGUGAAUUUUGGCAAAAAUAACGUAUACCAAGUGCUAAUAAUGAGCUACGAGAAAACUUUGUCUUGUUCAAAGGAACUAGAUGCGCUCAACUUGGAUAUUUUGGUUUGUGAUGAGGGCCACCGCUUGAAAAGCGGCUCCAAUAGAGUAUUCAAAGUUUUACUGGCUUUGCUGGUGGAAAAGAGAUUGCUUCUCACAGGUACACCUAUCCAAAAUGACCUCAAUGAAUUUUACACCAUUAUCAACUUUAUUAACCCCGGGAUUUUGGGCACUCAAUCUGAAUUUCAGAAGAAUUAUUUGCGGCCUAUCUUGCGGGCUCGUGACGUGAAUUGUCAUGAUUUAAAAAUCAUCAGAGAAGGCAAAGAUAAGUCUGCAGAGUUGAUUCAAUUGACUAAAUCUUUUAUUCUCCGGCGCACUAAAGAUAUUAUCAGCAACUGCUUAACUAGAAAAACGGAUGUAAUAAUUUUUUGUGCUCCAACAAAAGUCCAGAAACUGCUUUUCGAAGCGGUUUCCAAGUCAUCAAAGUUUAACUCCGUGAUGAGAUCAGAAACCAAAGAUGUGCUUUCAAUGAUUCUCAUGUUCCGCAAAAUCUGCAACUCUCCCUCCCUUUUGCACAAUGAUCCUCUUUUUGCCUCGUUUCUUCACGACACUGAAUUAUCGUCGUCUCCACUUUCAUCUAGAACUACAGGUAGCAAAGUCAAUGUACUUGUACCUCUUCUACUCGAGUUCCGAACAGUGGGAGAAAAAGUGGUUUUGGUGUCAAACUAUGCCCAAACCUUAGAUUUCCUAGAGACUGUGCUUCUGAAACUCAAUCUUCAAUAUUGCCGUCUCGAUGGAAGCACACCAGCCAAGGUGCGAGAUAAAUUGGUGCUUGACUUCAACAAGUGCCCGACCCACAAAAUCUUUCUUCUUUCGGCUAAAGCUGGAGGUGUUGGGCUUAACUUAGUUGGAGCUUCGCGGUUGAUUCUUUUCGAUAACGACUGGAACCCGCUGGUGGAUCUUCAAGCGAUGGCCAGAGUUCAUCGGUACGGUCAAACAAAGCCAGUUUUCAUCUACAGACUUUUCACCACUGGUGCUAUCGACGAAAAAAUCUUCCAAAGGCAGCUAAUGAAAAACAAUUUGAGUGACAUGUUUUUGGAUGAGAAACUGUCUUCGGCCCUGAAUAUUUUCGACUUUGAAGACCUAAAGGAUUUGUUUACUAUUGCAGACACAAACUGCAACACACAUGAUUUGAUUGAAUGUGAUUGCGAAGGAACAGGUGAGGAUAUUGAUUUAACUCAAGCUGAACCAAAGGACACUCAAGAAGAUGAGGAGCUCCCGUCUUCAGGCUGGAUGAGCGCUUUAGAAUUCAAAGAAUUAGAUGGCACCACUGCCGCUAAAAGGCAAGUGAUGCGGACGGCACUUUCCAAUUAUAGACAUUUUGAUCCUUCUGUGUGUGCUGAAUCAAUCGAUACAGGGUGA
This is a messenger RNA of Clavispora lusitaniae ATCC 42720, 2658 nucleotides long. RefSeq names its product DNA-dependent ATPase (gene RDH54). Lineage: Eukaryota; Fungi; Ascomycota; Pichiomycetes; Serinales; Metschnikowiaceae. Gene Ontology annotation, molecular function: DNA translocase activity; ATP-dependent chromatin remodeler activity; ATP binding. The record is from RefSeq and is a predicted model, not a curated record. Gene Ontology annotation, biological process: double-strand break repair via homologous recombination; reciprocal meiotic recombination. Gene Ontology annotation, cellular component: nucleus.